Molecule: messenger RNA, 639 nt
Organism: Klebsormidium nitens
Lineage: Eukaryota; Viridiplantae; Streptophyta; Klebsormidiophyceae; Klebsormidiales; Klebsormidiaceae
Source: the annotation of a GenBank genome assembly
AUGAACGGCGCCCACACGGCCCAUGCUCCGUCGCCCGGUUCCGCUGUUCCGGUCGGGCAGGACGGAACGGGGUUCCUGCGGUCGCUCGCGCCGGUGCUGGCAGUGACCGCCACGUGUGCGUACAUGGCGUUCUUCUCAACUGGGCUCGGGCCGGUGAAUUGGGUUUUGGUUAGCGAGAUUUUCCCGUCAAGGCUUCGAGCGCAGGCCAUGGGGCUCGCGACCGUUGUGAACCGCACGAUCAGCGGAACUGUCUCCCUCACGUUCCUCAGCCUUGCGGAAGCAAUCACCGCGGCAGGCACGUUUUUGCUCUUUGCGCUGAUCGGGCUUGCCUCAGUGGUGUUCUUCUAUUACGUGGUUCCGGAGACGCGGGGAAAGAGCUUAGAGGAGAUAGAGAAGAUGCUCGCGCACAAGGACGGCCUAGAAGCGGAAGUCACUGAUGCUCCAACGGAAUCGGACUCGUGGUCUAGUAGACUGUACCAAAGAUUUACAGGAGGGUUUGCUCGAGCAUACUCGGAGGUAGGGGAUGCGGGCAAGGACGAUAGCGUGAACGGGAACGAUGAAGACCAGAUGCCGGUCAAGAAAGAUACCGGUGAUACCCGCCGCAUCAAUAGAAAACGUUGGUCCUUCGGAAUCGAGUAG